This is a messenger RNA of Myotis daubentonii (Daubenton's bat), 957 nucleotides long. Its product is annotated as olfactory receptor 7D4-like. The transcript is spliced from 2 exons. Gene Ontology annotation, cellular component: membrane. The record is from RefSeq and is a predicted model, not a curated record. Gene Ontology annotation, biological process: G protein-coupled receptor signaling pathway. Lineage: Eukaryota; Metazoa; Chordata; Mammalia; Chiroptera; Vespertilionidae. Bases 1 to 957 code for a protein of 318 amino acids. Gene Ontology annotation, molecular function: G protein-coupled receptor activity; olfactory receptor activity.
AUGGAAGCAGAAAACCACACAGAAGUGCCACAAUUCCUGCUCCUGGGUUUCUCAGAUGACCCUAAACUGCAGCCCCUCCUCUGUGGAGUGUUCCUGUGCAUGUACCUGUUCACUGUGCUUGGAAACCUGCUCAUCAUUGUGGCCAUCAGCUCUGACUCCCACCUCCACACGCCCAUGUAUUUCUUUCUCGCCAACCUGUCCUUUGUGGACAUCUGUUUCACCUCCACCACGGUCCCAAAGAUGCUGGUGAAUGUCCAGGCACAGAGCAAAAACAUCUCCUACAUUGGCUGCCUCAUUCAGGUGUAUUUUUUUACAAUAUUUGUUGGAAUGGAUAACUUCCUUCUGACUGUGAUGGCCUAUGAUCGGUAUGUGGCCAUCUGCCACCCCUUAUAUUACAUGGUCAUCAUGAACCCACGCUUCUGUGGCAUUCUGGUUCUGAUAUCUUGGUUCAUCAUGUUCUGGGUCUCUCUGCUUCAUAUUCUACUGAUGAGGUGGCUGACCUUCUGUGUAGGCACUGAAAUCCCACAUUUCUUCUGUGAACUGGCUCAGAUCCUCAAGGUGGCCUGCUCUGACACCCUCAUCAAUAACAUCUUCUUGUAUGUGGCUACGGUGCUACUGGGCGUGUUUCCUUUCACGGGAAUUCUGUUUUCUUACUCUAGGAUUGUCUCCUCUUUAAUGAGAAUAUCCUCUGCGAGAGGGAAAUAUAAAGCAUUUUCCACCUGUGGCUCUCACCUGUCUGUGGUCUCCUUGUUCUAUGGCACAGGCCUGGGGGUCUACCUCAGUUCUGCUCUGACCCAUUCUUCCCUACAAAACUCAGUUGCCUCAGUCAUGUACACUCUGGUCACCCCCAUGCUGAACCCCUUCAUCUACAGCCUAAGGAACAAGGAUGUGAAGGGAGCCCUGAGAAGGCUCCUCAACCUACCAGCAUCUUGUCUAUUGUGGGUCACCACAACAUGA